Molecule: messenger RNA, 1025 nt
Organism: Physcomitrium patens
Lineage: Eukaryota; Viridiplantae; Streptophyta; Bryopsida; Funariales; Funariaceae
Product: ADP-ribosylation factor-like protein 2
Molecular function (GO): GTP binding; GTPase activity
Source: RefSeq, a predicted model, not a curated record
CGUUCAAUUCACCGCAAAUUAGGGUUUGAGAUCUUGAGCUUGAUGAGUGUCCAAGUGAUCGUAGUUUGAGUUUCAUCAGCUCGAACUUGUAACGCAUAGUGAAUCGUUAAGUAAGUUAGGGUUGAAUUCGAUUGAUCUGGGUAUAACUCGGAUUGAAAUUUGCAAGAAGGUAUCGAUCAUGGGGUUGCUGACGAUCAUCAGGAAAGUGAAGCGGAAGGAGAAGGAGAUGCGGAUCUUCAUGGUAGGGUUGGACAAUGCAGGAAAAACAACCAUUGUGAAGCGGAUUAAUGGAGAAGAUACAAGUAAAAUUAGCCCUACUCUUGGAUUCAAUAUCAAAACCAUGCAGUACAAUAGUUUCCGCCUCAACAUUUGGGACAUUGGCGGGCAAAAGACUUUGCGAUCUUACUGGAGAAACUACUAUGAGCAAACAGAUGGCAUGGUAUGGGUAGUUGAUUGCUCAGACUCUCGACGACUGGAUGACUGUCGACAUGAGCUACACGGACUUCUGAAAGAGGAGAAACUUAUGGGAGCCUCGCUAUUGAUUCUAGCCAACAAACAAGACAUCAAAGGUGCAAUACAACCAGAGGAACUUGCCAAGAUCCUUCAACUGGAGGUUAUGGAUUCAAGCCGACACUGGAAAAUUGUGGCUUGUAGUGCGGUAACAGGAGAGGGCUUGCUGACUGGCUUCGAUUGGCUAGUGUCUGAUAUUGCCUCUCGCAUUUACAUGCUAGAUUAACUUGUCAACAUAGCACUAGCAUUUCAGCCUAACGUGGGACACAACAUCGAUGGCAUACGUGAAAUAUUUUCACAACCAUCAAUCAGGAUCACAACAUGCUGGCAAUGCCAAUCAGGAAACACCAUUCGCAUCCUUCAUAUCAUUUACAAACUCCUCUGCAGCAGCCUUGAAGAUUGUGCCACAUUAUCUAGAUAGAACCAAGUCCGGAAGAUUUCUAGUUACCGUAACGGUCCACAUUACUGAAGUAUUUGAGAAGUAUGGAAAUCAAGACCUAAUUCUUCCUUCAAAA